Messenger RNA from Agrilus planipennis (emerald ash borer), 867 nucleotides. RefSeq lists its product as uncharacterized. NCBI's taxonomy places the organism in Eukaryota, Metazoa, Arthropoda, Insecta, Coleoptera, Buprestidae. Bases 170 to 754 code for a protein of 194 amino acids. The record is from RefSeq and is a predicted model, not a curated record. The transcript is spliced from 4 exons.
UAGUUUUCUCCCUGCGAACGAUUUUGGCGGACUUUUGGUGUAGUUCUCGUUCAUUUGCUCGUACGUGAGCCAACGUUCGGUUCAACUAGGGUGUGCUCGUCUUUCAUUCAAUAUAGCAACAGUUAAUUUAAUAAAUCAUCCGAGAAGUGCAAGAAAUAUUGCGGAAAUAAUGGAGAAGAAAAUGGAAGAAUUUCUACGAGAAAAAAAGGCCGGCAUGAACCAACAAGGAACUUCCACGUCAACCAACCAGCCUAACCAAGAUGAUCCUGACGCAGGAGAGGGGGCAUCCAGGCAGCAUCAAAGAGGUCCUUUUACAACUACAGGUACAGCAACCACUUCUUUUCCUACAACUGGCCCCGAGGAAACAUCAGAACCGAAGACAAUUUUCCUCCAUAGACGAUCUAAGUCAGAUUUGUCUGUCGGUGGAUCGUCUAAUUCGAGUGCUUCUGAUCUUUCUUCACGGGCCAGAGAUGACUAUUCUCAGCAUUCAGACGAUGGCAUUGCUUACGAUAAUCCUUCUGAUAGCAGUAGCAAUGAAGCUCUUUUAAAUGCAAUGUUAACCAUGGACAUAAUGGCUGAUCCAACUCAUCGUGUUCUUGUUUCAGAAGCCCAAAGGAGCGAAGGAGUCCUCGAUUUACGUAAGAAGUUGGACGAAGAAAAGGAAUAUCAUGGUCCUGUUAAACGCCAGAAGGAUGACAAGGAUAAGGACAAGGAGCCGCCGUCUUCUUCUAAGAAAUCCAAACGCAAGGAGUGAAAUAAAGAACAAUGGGGUAGGCACAUGCCUACGUUCUCAACAUAACAUGUUACAUUAAAUGAGUUCCUUUAAUAUUUCUUUUUAUUCAAUGUUCAGUUCAAAUACAUGUUUGA